GCGUGGCGGCGGCGAGCGCUUCCGGGUCGGCGGCGUCCCCGCGGAGCGCGGCGGAGGGCGGAGCCGCCGGCGGGGCGCGGAGAGCAGCGGCGGGGCCCGGCGCGGCCCGGCCCAGCGCAGCCGCCCGCCGCGGAGCGCAGCGCCGCCGGAGCCAGGUAUGACUGGCUAGCUGCUGUGCUGCUCUGAUGCCCCAGUACUUGCUUACGCUGUGAUUUCGGAUAACAAAGACAAGUGAAUUACGAAACAUAUGGUAAGAAACCAAAAGCAGCUUGCCUUUAUUGAGUUCUCAAGAACGUAAUCGACCACUUGGUACAUUAUAAAGAUGCAUUAGGAAACUGGAUAUGGUGCCAAAAGAACUCCAUGCGUUUCCAUGACUCUCUUGGACCCUGACUCAGAUACUUUUGGAUAUAUAUUUCUCUUCUAAGAAGAAGAGUGCAUACUCCAAUUCCUCUCUGCCAGCUCGCUGGCAGAGAUCUUUCACUAAGAUCAUGGACCAUUCUAAUAGGGAAAAGGAUGAAAGGCAGCGCACGACGAAAGGAAUGCCGGGAAGGAGCGGGCACGGUUCUCGACCGUCGAGUUCAUCCGCAUCUUCUGGUGUUCUUAUGGUGGGACCCAACUUCCGAGUGGGCAAGAAGAUUGGGUGUGGGAACUUUGGAGAACUCAGACUAGGCAAAAAUCUCUACACCAAUGAAUAUGUAGCGAUCAAACUGGAACCAAUAAAAUCACGUGCACCGCAGCUUCAUUUAGAGUACAGAUUUUAUAAACAACUUGGAAGUGCAGCUGAAGGCCUUCCCCAGGUGUAUUACUUUGGACCAUGUGGAAAGUACAACGCCAUGGUACUAGAACUGCUUGGUCCGAGCUUGGAAGAUUUGUUUGACCUCUGUGAUAGGACGUUCACUUUGAAGACGGUGUUAAUGAUAGCCAUCCAGCUGAUAUCUCGAAUGGAAUAUGUGCAUUCAAAGAACCUCAUCUACCGAGAUGUCAAGCCAGAGAACUUCCUUAUUGGCCGGCAAGGCAAUAAGAAAGAGCACGUCAUUCACAUCAUAGACUUUGGACUGGCGAAGGAGUACAUUGAUCCUGAAACCAAAAAACACAUACCUUACAGGGAACACAAGAGCUUAACUGGAACAGCAAGAUACAUGUCCAUCAACACUCAUCUCGGCAAAGAGCAAAGUCGUCGAGACGAUUUGGAGGCCCUUGGCCAUAUGUUUAUGUAUUUCCUCCGAGGCAGCCUGCCCUGGCAAGGAUUGAAGGCUGACACCUUAAAAGAGAGGUAUCAGAAGAUCGGGGACACAAAGAGAAACACUCCGGUUGAAGUUCUCUGUGAGAACUUUCCAGAGGAGAUGGCCACGUACCUCCGCUAUGUUCGGCGAUUAGACUUCUUUGAGAGACCAGACUAUGAUUACUUGCGAACCAUCUUCACAGAGCUGUUUGAAAAGAAAGGCUACACCUUUGACUAUGCCUAUGACUGGGUUGGCAGGCCAAUUCCUACUCCAGUGGGAUCUGUUCACAUAGAUUCUGGGACAUCUGCAGUAACAAGAGACAGCCACGUACAUAGGGAUCGACCAUCGCAGCAGGCCCACCGCAAUCAGGCACCAUCAGAUCGCCGAGGAGAGUGGGAGAUUCAGCCAAACCGGCAGACGAAUACCUCGUACUUGACAUCUCACUUGGCUGCAGAUCGGCAUGGAGGAUCAGUACAGGUGGUCAGCUCGACCAACGGGGAGCUGAAUGUUGAUGACCCGACAGGGGCGCACUCCAAUGCACCGAUAACAGCGCAGGCAGAAGUGGAAGUGGUGGAGGAAGCUAAGUGCUGCUGCUUCUUUAAGAGGAAAAGGAAGAAGACGGCUCAGCGUCACAAGUGACCAGUGCCUCCUGGGGCCUUGCAGGAACACCACCUGCACCUGCAGCUCCUGCCAUGUCUUACUGGAAGGGGCUUCUCUUUAGGGGGGAGGAGGAGGCAUAGGAGGAAGAGAAAAAAGUGACAUUUUAAACCAAAAAGAGAAGAAAACGUUCCAAAACAAACCACUCUGGGGUGGAUCUGCUGAAUGGUCUCCCUCGUUCACUCCAAGCCUGAAGCUCCUUUUGGGACCAGGACUGUGGCUGGCUCAGGUCUUGGUCGCCCUGGGAGGGGGGCUGGCUGGCUGACCCUCCUUCCCGUUGUUUACGGCGAAGGCAUCGUUCAUGCAAACCUGAGGACUGUGCUUAGUUCCUGCUCACUUUACUCCCCUCCCUCCCCUGUGCUCUCUGGUUCUCUGUCCUCCUCCCUCCUUAAUUAAAAAAAAUACCAUAGGCUUGAUUGGCUCUCAAGAGGGCAGGAGGAUGCAGUCUGGGCAAGAGAGUUUUGUGGGAGAAAGGCCUGACUGCUGCAGCAGUAAGACACAGGUUCCUUUUUAGGCUCCUUGGGAACAGUUACACUGUAAUGUGCAAGCUGUGAGAAAUUUGCAAUCUACUGUUCCAGUUAGGUUUUCUGGCUUCCUUGACACCUCCCUCCUCUGAUGGUAACAGAGCAAUGUGGAUUGUUUUAAAGAAACUGACGUCGUUGCACUUUUUAUUAUUUUUAGCAUUACAGAUGCACAUUGUAUCUGUGGAUUUCUGCGUGGACAAGUGAGGCCAGCGCAGACAGACAUUCAGCUGGGAAUACGGUGGGGUGCAAAGAAUGCCCUCAAACGGGGAUGUUGACAACAUCCACACAGCCCUCAUGCCAGUCUGGGGUUCCCAAUGCCCGUUUUGGGUCAUGUGCUGGGGAAAGCAUACUUGAAUUUUCAAUCACCCUUUCUAGCUGCCAGUGAAUGUCCCUACCAUGGUUUCCUACACCGUGCCUGAGCCAACCAGCCUGGAGACUAGCCUGGCGUUGGCAGGAGGGAGCGGCAUCAGCUUUGCUGAGCUGGAGGAGUUUGCACUGGCUAAAGAUGUAGAUCUGGAUUAAGGUAAAUGGAAACCAGAUGUUUCCCAAAUCAUAGGCAUUUCUUGGUGUGUGGCUAGGCAACUGGGUAGCCUUCUCAAAUCCCUCUGGUAGGGUGGUUAUGAAUACGCACCUUCUGCAAGAAAAUGUUAGCAGGGGCAAAGCUUCCCCAGCAGGGGAGAGGAUACUUCACUGCCUUAAUACUGAUUUCAUCUCCAGAUGGUCAGAUAGGUUCGACUGGAAUAGCCUUCACGUCCUCUCUGUGAGCACAGGCCUGGCGCUCUGCUGGCCUGGGGCACGUGGGAUGCUCUCCCACCCUGGAGGGGAAGCCACAGUUCUCAUGCACCGCUUUUGAGCCAAACCAAUAGCUAGCAAAGGGCUUGGAGCACUUUGCACAAGUGUAAAAUCUUGCAUCCUACUGCAGCAUUUCCAGACUCUGAGGAGGCCGAGGCUGCUCUGGGGUUAUCACGGAUAUGGCAGGGCUCCAGGUGAAUUCAAGCAGCUUCUUUUUUGGGGGGGAGGGGGGCGGGGGGAGAGGGUGUUGCUGUGAAUAGGUUCCUUAUGCGUUGUCUUUCUACAUGUGACAUCUGACUAGGCUGGGACUGUUCACUUGAGUGAGGGACUUCAUUUGUCAGAAAGUUGGGGCUUGCUCACUCCAGUCCCUGAAUUCCCUGGAAAGUACGAAGGGAGGAAAGGCAGAGACUAAAUCUCAUUAUCUGUUUUUAAAUGAUGAUCUGCGUAGCUUGGAAUUCAUUUAGUGGCACUUACGGAAGGUUUGGUUCCCCUUGCUGGGAAAAAGCAUGCUUAGGGGGCAAGGGAUCAUCAUGAGCAGGGAGCUUCUCCGCUUGCUCUUUGUGCUUCCUGGAAGCAUGCAAACGCACCGGUGCGGUGUCAGCAUGGAGGAGCCUCGCUUCUGUACCAGGAUCCCUCCGGGGUUUCUCUUAGCCAUUCUCUUCUGAAUUAUCUCAAUGCCUUAUUCUGACAGAGCACAGCUCUGAGGCUUGGCUGCACCUGCCUCUUUCCCCCAGCAGAAAGUUAAGCUGCAGGCUGGCUUGCUCUUCACUCGCUCACCCCCCAGGAGAUCUGUACACCCACUGCUCCCGUUCUGCAAAAUGCUUUCCUUUAGGUGUAUCGUGGGCGCAGGGGCAGGAAGGGACUGUUCAUCUCCUGCAUGUGAAUGCUGGGGCACUUGGUUCUCUCUCGCCCUCCCACCAGAGGGAGGACAGGGACCACUGCUGUGUUCCACCACUCUCUUUUUGAACUCCUCUGCUGCCGGUGACUCCCAGGAAGUCCAGGACCUCUGGCACGGGCGUUGCCCUCUCUGCUGUAGGAAACCAUGGUUUGGCGUCUUGCGGGGGGGAAGGGGGCACAGGCGCUCCCCAGGGAGAGCGGUCAUGUUCUGCAGAUUGAGCUGGGCCCUGACACACACUUCUGUUGCUGCCCUCCCAAGCCCCACUAAGUGCCUGUCACCAGAACUCGAUUCCUUCUGCAUCUCCUGCCGUGUUUGGUCAUUCCUCGCUGCUUCCAGUCAAGGGGCAGCUUGUAGUUGCAGCGUAUGUGUUUGCAGGGUGAGGGAGGGCGGGAAGAAAAGGGGCCAUCUCAACAGUUUUUGUUCUUAAAUGUUUUUUUAAAGUGAAUGUAUUUGAUUGUUUAGAAACUUUCCUGACCUUGUUUUUAAGUGGGUUGAUUUGAAAGCUAUUUCACAAUGACCCGCUACUGCUUACUCUGGAGAUACAAUGUUCUUUUAAUCCUAUGAUGAUGUGUUUGUAGGGGAGGACUGUCUCCCCACGGCAUGCUGGUAAUGCUCACUUGUACCAAGCCCUCUUGCACUAUAAUCGUACGUUGGACUCUCUAAAAGGGCAAAGAUGUUUUGUUGGGUUUUGUUGUUGCUUUUUUUUUAAGGCAGGUAAACAGUAAGGCCUGUGCUUGAGGAAACUGCUAACCCCAGGGAGUUUGGAGGUGACCAGGAGAUACAAGCCAGACUGAGCCAACCAUUCUGUGGUAGGAAGUAGGGCAUUAAACCUGCCUGGGCAACCUCUCCUGUUCUCACUGGAAGUUAACUUAGUACCUGGGAUAUGCCUGUGCCCCUUGCCCACGGAAGUGAGGGAGGGGCUUUCGGAUCAGCUGCCUACCACGGAUGUCAGGGAGCAUUCAGCGUCACGCUGGGGUCCCAGAUGUAGUUCUCCCAUGGUGUGGCCCACCAACGUUGCGAUGCAGUCUUCUGAGGUAUCAAGUGAGAUUUUUUUUUCAAUAAAACAUUGCACUGCUGCAUUGUUCUCCAUGAAUAGAUGUAUUUAUUACCCUUUCCUGAAAACACUUAUUAGACAAUAUUUGCUUUUCCUUUGCUUCUCUUGGACUCUCUUGGUAACCCUCCCCUCCUGCAGUAAGCUCUGAACCCUCCGUUGAGGGGAUGGUGCAUGGCAUGGGAGCUUUUGAACACUUUGUGCUUUAAAGCCGUGAACAGUUCAGCCCCCCAGAGCUUCGCUAAGGAAUGAUGACACCAAACACUGCUCCCUGUCUGCCCAUCCCCACUUCAGGCAUCCUGGGUAACAGAGAAUGGCUAAGCGAUUUUUUGCUUUGAACAUGAGCACGUGAACCAACCAGAAAAUGUGCUGGCCACAUGUCAGGUGGUCCCGAUGUCUCUGGAAUAGCAUCUACAGCUGCCACUUCAGUGGCAAGGCAUCAAGUGUGUCUUCCGCCAAACGGAAGGGCACUAUGUAUGCCUGUCUCCUGGGCAGGGCACAACGGAGGAGCUUAAACAGCUGAGAAUCCAGCACCACCUCCAGCUGACCUUAGCCCACAGCAGAGCCCCUGGGCAGUAUCAGCACAUGCAAUGCUGAUAGCCAUGCCUGUGGAGGAGGGUGGCAAUGACCUGUACCGGACUGUUGUUGCCUCGAGUGCCUUCUUCCUCUGGGAGUCUCUCCAUUUAUCAGGCUGUUACGUAGAAAGCAAAAGCCCUGUGUCACAGAUGUGAAUAGCUGGAAGGAACUGACUCCCAGGAUUAUGAGGUUUUCCAGCAUGCAAAUAGAUGCUGCUUAUUUAUUCUCAAUACAGUCAAAGAAAAGCACUAAAGGAGAUGCUACCUAUUAGCCAAAGAGAGCAUCUUUGAAAAGCAGCUUUCACUAUAGCUAGACAGGGAGAGCACCUGUAGUGUGCUGUCAGUGACGAUUCCCACUCUUAGAUACUGCUUUGUGCCAGGGUCUGCUUUGUUGGGACACUUUUCUCCUUCUGUUUCACAGCCUUAAAUGUAAUAUUUUUAGCAUGAGCUUUAAUUUCCUGUUCCCAAAAAGUACUCUUGGGACAUUUGUGCUCUGAGAAGGAAGAAAAAUCUCAACAUUUCUUUCCAUGGCCCUUGGAAACCUUCAUCUCUACCAGGCAAUUCUGGUAACAAUUAACAAACAGGUAAUGUACUGAUAUGCCACUGAGUUGGGCAUGCUUAAGCCCGCAGUGGUGGUACUCAGCUAUAGAGAAUAUGCCAGGAAGCGUAAGCUGAGCAUGCCCUUGAUUACUUUUGGAGGAAGGGGUGUUUAAACCCCAACAGGAACCAACAUGUGAGGACAAUAUCCAGCCACAGCAGCCAUUGUGUGCCUCAUGAGGCCUGCUGACAUGAGCAAGGAACCACGAAAAAGGAUGCGUUUGUGAAGGGCUCUGGGUUUUCACAGCCCACUUGGGGCUUGAGUUCUGACAAGAGUACUACCUUCCCCUCUUUGGGAGGAGGACAGCAGGCAUCUAAUAUAGGGUUAGACUAAGUGACUUAGAAGCAAGUGUCCUCCUGUGCAGGACUCACAGUUUUCAGGAUGUCCAGGUGUGCCAUACUCUAGGAGUUCUGCUGGACUUGAGUGACUGUAGAUUUCUAGUGUGAUGCGAGGAACCAGCUGGACAUACUUGGUUUCUCAAGCUUUGUUGAAUUGUAUGGUAGGUGAUUAACACUGACCCACAUCUAUUUGAGUAGACAUAAAAAAUGUACUUCCCACAUAUUCAACUAACUCCAGUAUUUGCGAACAAUUGUGCUAAGCUGGACACCAGCACCUGAAAUAAACUGCAAACACUUCUGUGUACCAAAUCUGGUAUUUAGAGAAACUUCAACCUCUCUGAUGAAAAUCUUUCUCCUUUCUCACUCCUUUCUUUAGCUUUAUCAUACAGUUUCACCUGCUCUUCAUCAUGCCCUAAGUCUUUUCUGGGCAAGAACUGAGGGGCUUUAGCAUCUUUACUGAGUAUUAAUGAGUUAGGAGGGGGAGAUAGGGCAACUCCAAACAACCCACCUCUCUGUCCCCCCAGCACUGGGGGCUCCCACCUGGCUGUCACUGCUUUAGGGGAUUGUUUGCAUUUCUUUCCCCUGGACAAAUGGCAGGUGAAACCAGUGGCCACAGAGAGGCAGGGCAAAGCUUUAAAAGGUGAUUUGUUUUAUCCUUUUGGGGAGUGUCUCAGGAAAACAGUUGAUCUUUGCAGCAGGGGUUUGCUUCCCUGUCCACACCAGGGCAGGAGUAACGCUAGGGCCCUGCCCUCCUCGGUGCUGGGCCUCGAGCGGCCCCGCAGCUGUGCCGAGGAGGGCCUCGGGCACCGGGGGACUGUACCGAACAGCCCUGCGCCCCUGUCCCCUAGGGGUACUGUCAAGGGCCGAAUGCCGGUGGAAACGGUGACGAGCUGUAAUUUAUUUUGUCUGUUUAAUCCUUCCCUUUGUACGUGCAGGAGGGGACGGGAUGUUUCUUGCCAGUUUUUUUUUUACUGUAAAGUACAUAAACCUCAACUGUGGACUCCUUUCUA
Messenger RNA from Dromaius novaehollandiae (emu), 7666 nucleotides. It is a transcript of the gene CSNK1G1, whose product is annotated as casein kinase 1 gamma 1. Gene Ontology annotation, cellular component: cytoplasm; nucleus; plasma membrane. Lineage: Eukaryota; Metazoa; Chordata; Aves; Casuariiformes; Dromaiidae. The transcript is spliced from 14 exons. Gene Ontology annotation, molecular function: ATP binding; protein serine/threonine kinase activity. The coding region runs from base 489 to 1862 and encodes 457 amino acids. The record is from RefSeq and is a predicted model, not a curated record. Gene Ontology annotation, biological process: signal transduction; endocytosis; positive regulation of canonical Wnt signaling pathway.